Penaeus chinensis is the source of this 1160-nucleotide messenger RNA. Its product is annotated as germ cell nuclear acidic protein-like. The transcript has a single exon. Lineage: Eukaryota; Metazoa; Arthropoda; Malacostraca; Decapoda; Penaeidae. The coding region runs from base 336 to 1076 and encodes 246 amino acids. The record is from RefSeq and is a predicted model, not a curated record.
UCGUUUGUGGAACCUCUUUGCGGGCGAGCCGAUUACGCUGGCUCAGCGGCUGAACCAGCGCAUUCGCGAGCAUGAGCUGAGCAUCACGCAGCUCCACACUGCUACCAAAGGAACUGUAUUCUAUUGGCUGCAGGCGACGUUCCCGUCCCUCUUCGGCGCGGCUGACGAGGCCUCCAGGGCCGCCGAGCUCGCGUCCCGGACGCUUGCUAGUGCGACCUCCAUCGCCGAGAAGGAGGAGGCCCUUGAGCAGCUGCAGGAGAUUGCCUACUCUCUGGAAAGCCACUUGUGGUAUGAGAGAGUUUUCCUGAUGCUCUCAGGGCUGCUCGUGUUGCUGUAUGCCUCCUGGCGCAUGUGCAGAAGCACUCAGAAAACCUGCGGCGCGCGAGGACCAGGAGCUAAGGAAUAGGCUUCUGCCCUCGGCACCGACGGCAGAGGACACCGCGCACGGCUUUUUCGAAGCCGAGACCGAAGCCGAGGCCAAGACCGAAGCCGAGACCGAAGCCGAGGGGAUCGUCCAGCCGACGGCAGAGGAGACCACCCAGCCCGAGGAGGUCGUCUUGCCCGAAUCAGCGGAGGGUCACCCAGAGGAGUCGCGUGAGCCCGAGACCAUGGCUGAGACCGAAGCCGAGACCGAAGCCGAGGCCGAGACCGAAGCCGAGGCCGAGACCGAAGCCGAGGCCGAGACCGAAGCCGAGGCCGAGACCGAAGCCGAGGCCGAGACCGAAGCCGAGGCCGAGACCGAAGCCGAGGCCAUGACCGAAGCCGAGGCCAUGACCGAAGCCGAGGCCGAGACCGAAGCCGAGGCCGAGACCGAAGCCGAGGCCGAGACCGAAGCCGAUGCCGAGGCCGAUGCCGAGACCGAAGCCGAUGCCGAGACCGAAGCCGAGGCCAUGACCGAAGCCGAGGCCGAGACCGAAGCCGAUGCCGAGACCGAAGCCGAUGCCGAGACCGAAGCCGAGGCCAUGACCGAAGCCGAGGCCAUGACCGAAGCCGAGACCGAAGCCGAGGCCAAGACCGAAGCCAAGACCGAAGCCAAGCCUGAGACCGAGACCGUCCACAUCCCCAGUCUGUUCUAGAAGUUCCUGUUCGAGCGCCUGUCUCUGGCGCAAGGCUUCAGCGACGAUGUGGAGAUCAAGGCCCCUCGGGAUUCUGAGGACAAG